AUGUCCGCUCCGCUCCCCUCUCAGCCUCCUCCACCGCUCGCCGCCGCCUCCGCCUCGUCCUCUCCUUUCUCCUCCUCGCCGGCUGGGCGAUGAGCCCCGCGACGAGGAGAGAGAGACGAAGACGACGACGACGAGGAGGACGAAGAGGACGAGGAGGAGAGAGACGAGGAGGAGGAGGAGAGAGACGAAGAGGAGGAGCGAGAGAGAGAGCCCACGGGGAGCUCAUGGCGAGACUCGCAGACUACUUUGUCGUUGUGGAAUACGACGAGGCCGGCAGCAAAGGCUGCGGUGAUGGCCGGGGCAAGAUCCUCCAGCGUUUUCCUGCCAAGGAGUGGGAGGACGCGCCAUUCCCGCAGGGCCUCGAGCUGUUCUGCCAGCCGAGCGGAUGGAAAACGAGCACCGAGAGGGUUCCGCCCUCGUUCUUCGUGGUGGUGCUGACGGACAUCAACUCGGAGAGGCACUACUGUGCCUGCCUCACCUUCCAGGAGCCCUUCCUCGAGCCCAGCGCGGGGAAGACGUCAGAUGACAGUGAUGGAGAGGAGGAGGAGCAAGAGGAAGUGGAUGACACAGGUCUCGUGAAGCCGGCACAAGUGUUUGCUCCCAAGAGCCUUGUCCUGGUCUCGCGACGGGACUGCACAGAAAUCUUCAGGAACUGCCUGGGGCUGCUGUACACGGCGCACACGGACAGCCUGCGCGUACCCCUGGAGACGCUCGUGGGGAACCUGUUGUCAUGUGUGGUGCCCACGGCAGGCGGAGCGCAGAAACUCUUCUCGCUGGGGGCGGGAGACAGGCAGGUCAUCCAGGCGCCACUCAACGACACCCUCCCCAUCACCGGGAGCAGCGUCGCCAUUCUUUUCCGGCAGCUCGGGAUUCGCCAUGUCCUCAACCUCUUCUGUGCCGCCGUCACGGAGCACAAGGUGCUGUUCCACUCGAGCAGCUACCAGCGGCUGAGCGAUGCGUGCCGCGCCAUGCUGGCGCUCAUGUUCCCGCUCAAGUACAGCUAUCCUUACAUCCCAAUCCUGCCAGCCCAGCUCCUGGAGGUGCUGAGCACGCCCACGCCGUUCAUCAUCGGUGUUCACUCCAUGUUCAUCAACCACCUGCCCGACCUGCUGGACGUGAUCGUAGUGGAGUUGGACGGAGGCACGGUGGCCGUUCCCGAAUGCGUGCACCUCCCUCUACUGCCCGAGCCCCUGCUGCAACAAACCCUGACGGCGCUGUCCAUGGUGUUGAACCCAGACCUGGGGGUCGCAGACAAUGCCUUCCCACCCUCCUGCAUUGCCUGCUCGCCCCUCGACAGACUGGACAAGGAGCUGCGUGCCAUCUUCCUGCGUCUGUUCGGACGCCUACUGCAAGGCUACCGCUCGUGCCUGCAGCUGGUGCGAGUGCAGCCCACGCCCGUGCUGCGCUUCCACAAGUCAGCGUUCUUGGGCCAGCGGGGCCUUGUGGAGGACGACUUCCUGUCGCGGCUGCUCGAGGGCAUGUCCUUCGCCACCUUCAUCUCCGACAGGGGCCCCCCCUACCGUCCCUGCGACAUCUUUGACGAGCUGGUGGCGUUUGAAGUGGACCGCAUGCGGGCGGAGGAGGGCGACCGGAGGAAGACGCUGAAGCACGUGAUGGAGCUGGCUCAUCAGCUGUACAGCAACGAGAACCCCAACCCGCACCUGUCGCACCACAAGGUGCCCCGCCCCACAGACGGCGCCCACCUGCGCCUGCACCAGCAGCCGUUCCCGCCGCUCGCCGCGGACGCGCUGGAACGCGCCGCCGCGGACGCGUCCUCGCGCCAGCGCAGCGCCACCCCGGCCAGCGCGCGCAUCGAGAGGCGUGCCGUGGUGCCCGCGGGGCCGCCCGCUGCGUCUGCGCUGGACAGGAGCGGCGUGUGCGCCGUGCUGAACAGCGCCCGGCGGCUGGAGGUCAUCAAGAACUGCAUCACCUAUAUCUUUGAGAACAACUUGCUGGAGGCCAAGAAGGCGCUGCCGGCCGCCCUGCGAGCGCUCAAGGGCCGCUUGGCGCGCCAGGCCUUCGCCCAGGAGCUUGGCUCGUACGCGCAGCAGCCACGCACCGUGCUCGACCACCAGCAGUUCGACUACGUCGUGCGCAUGGUCAACUGCGCCCUGCAGGACUGUUCUUGCAUGGACGAAUAUGGGGUGGCAGCUGCCCUGCUUCCCAUCACCUCCGUUUUCUGUAGGAAGCUGAGCCCGGGCGUGGUGCAGUUUGCCUACACGUGCGUGCAGGAGCACCCGGUGUGGACCAACACGCAGUUCUGGGAGGCGGCCUUCUACAACGACGUGCAGAGAGACAUCCGCGCCCUGUACCUCCCGCAGCCUGACAGCGAGGACCGCUCGGCGCUGGACGUGGCCGCCGAGCGGCUGCGCUCGUGGCGCCCGGUGGGGGCGGAGCGGCGGCGCGAGGAGGAGGCGGCGGAGGAGGGCGUCGUGUUCAGCCAGGCGGUGCAGUACGCGCACCGCAUGGCCUGCCUGCUCGUGCCGCUCGACACGAGCCGCGGACGUGGCCUCCUGCGCGCCAGCGGCACCUGCGACGGAGAGAGCGGCAGCAACAGCGUGCCCACCAACAGCGUGGGGGGCAGCGUGGGCGAGAGCUUCGACAUGGAGAGCGGCUUCGAGGAGGCGGACGGCGCCGACGUGGCGGGGACCGUGACGCGCUUCGUGAUGCGCUUCGCCGACAAGGUGUGCACCGAGUGCGGCGUCACCAACGAGCACGUCCGAGCGCUGGACGCCAUGCUGCCCGGGAUCGUCGCCCUUCACUUAGAGUCCCUGGAAGCUGUUCACCGGGAGAGCAAGCGCCUGCCGCCCAUUCAGAAGCCCAAGAUCGUGCGCCCGCUGCUGCUGCCCGGCGAGGAGCUGCUCAUGGAGGGCCUCCGCGCCGUCCUGCUGCCCGACGGGCGCGACGGCACGGCGGGGGGCCGCCUGCUGGGGGGCCCCCCGCUCCUGCCCGCCGAGGGAGCCGUCUUCCUCACCACCUACCGCGUCAUGUUCCGUGGGGCGCCCAGCGACCCCCUGGUGGGCGAGUACCCGGUGGUGCGCAGCUUCCCCGUGUCGUCGCUCACCAAGGAGAAGCGCAUCUCGGUGCACGCGCAGCUCCACCAGGACGUGCACGAGGGCCUGCAGCUGCAGUCGGCCACCUUCCAGCUGCUGAAGCUGGGCUUCGACGUGGAGGUCAGCUCGGAGACGGUGGAGGGAUUCCGGCGGCACCUGGCACGCCUGCGAUUCCCCCCCUCGGCGCUCGCCACGUUCGCCCUGUCGCACUGCGCCGGCUCCGCCCAGAGCCUGACCCUGAAGCCCAAGGAGAAGCACAACCAGUCGAUCGUCUCGAUAUCAAAGAACAUCGUGAGGAACGCCAAGGCUGGGAUGAGGACCAUCGGCUUGCAGAUCCCGACCAAGAAGAAGCUGGGCAUGCAGCCCGGCCAUUGCUUGCCCGUCAUGCAGGAAGACGACACACUCUCCAUUUCCGAGGAUGGCGAGCCUCCCGAGGGCAGCCCCACGCUGCGGCCGGAGCGCGCGACGCUGGAGCGGCGCUCGGAGCGCUUGUGCUGCCUUGACUACCAGCGCCUGGGCCUGGGCACGCUCAGCAACAGCCUGAACCGCGCCGGCACCGAGCCCUUCCGCAUCACAGCCGCCAACCGCCUCUACCACCUCUGCCACAGCUACCCGGGGCUGCUGAUCGUGCCGCAGGCGGUGAGCGACGCGGCGCUGCAGCGCGUGUCUCGCUGCUACCGCCAGGGCCGGCUGCCCGUGGUGUGCUGGCGCCACCCACGCGCCCGCUCCGUGCUGCUGCGCUCGGGGGGGCUGCAGCAGAAGGGGGUUGUGGGAGGCCUCUUCCGCAACCCCAGCCCCCACGGCAGCGGAAACGGUGGCCUCGGUCCGGCCUCGUCCGAGUCCUCUGCGAGCCUGGAGCAGGAGAAGUACCUGCUGGCCAUCAUGGCCACCAUGCCAGGGGCGGCCGCGGAGAUCUGGGGUCGCGGGGUCACCGUCCGCGGGUCCCAGGCCAACCACGACGCCGCGAAGUGGGGCAGCCUGCGCGUGGGCCGUCGCUUCACCAGCAGCAGCAGCACAACCAGCGGCAGCAACCAGACGCUGAACCAAACUCCGGCCGAUUCGGCGACCACCACCACCACCACCCCGCCACCCGGCACGCCCCGCCUGGACGUGCGCGGCAAGACCUCCGGCGGCCGCGACCCUCACCAGCUGCCGCUGAGCAUCCACAAAGCGGCGCUCUACGUCGUGGGAGACAAGGCCCAGCUGAAGGGCUGGCGGAAGGAGGGCCUGGUGGCGAUGGAGACCAUCCCCGUGGAGAUGGCCGACCUGUCUGCCACGCGCAGCAGCUUCCGCAAGCUGCUGCACGCCUGCUGCCCCAGCUCCGCGCCCACGGACGGCGGCUCCUCCGCCUUCUUGACGGCGCUGGAGCAGUCGGAGUGGCUGCCACAGCUGCAGCGCCUCUUGCAGCUGAGUGGCCUGGUCGUGGAGCUCCUGGAGGGAGGGUCGUCCGUCAUCGUGGGCCUGGAGGAUGGCUGGGACACGACCACGCAGGUGGUGAGCCUGGUGCAGCUGCUGAGCGACCCGUUCUACCGCACGCUCGACGGCUUCCGACUGCUCAUCGAGAAGGAGUGGCUGGCGUUCGGGCACCGCUUCGGGCAGCGCAGCAACAUGGGCGCGGGCGGGCAGAGCGCCAACUUCACCCCCGUCUUCCUACAGUUCCUCGACUGCGUGCACCAGCUGCAGUAUCAGUUUCCCACGGAGUUUGAGUUCAACGAUUACUACCUACGGUUCCUCGCCUACCACCACGUCUCCAACCGCUUCCGUACCUUCCUGCUCGACUCGGACUACGAGCGCAUCGAGCAAGGCGUGCUGUACGAGGAGAAGGGCGCGCGCUCGUGCGGGCAGUCGCUCUGGGAGUACGUGGACUCGCUGCACCGCAGGGCGCCCCUCUUCUACAGCUUCCUCUACUCCCCCGGCGAGGACAGCGAGGUACUGCGCCUGUGCUGCUCCACGGCCGCGCUGCACCUCUGGGGCUACUACACCGGCGAGGCUCUCAGGGAGGGGCCCCCCUACGACCCCGAGCUGCUGCCCGAGGCGGGGCACGGGGCGGAUGAGUGGGCCCCCGACGGGGCGCCGGGGGGGGGCGGCUGCGGCACGGCCGUGGCCCAGAGCGGCCGGCGCACGCUGUGGUGGGGCUACGACGGGGUGGCGCGGACUCAGCCCGAUGGCAUCACCGCCAUGCUGCAGGAGAUCCAGCGGCUGGAGACGGCUCUGGGCCGCACGGGCGAGCACUGGAAGGAGACCUGGGACCGCGCCAGGGCCAAGGUUCCCCACACCUCCCCGAAGGGCUCGCUCGUGCCGUCGGGGGCCCCGUACUCGCGUCCCUCUCUCGGGAGCGUGGGGGCGUCGCUCAAGGCCCUGGAUGCCCCUUUCGGGGACCCGGCGGGGCACGGAGACGGGGACAGCGUUGCGUCGUGGGCCCCGACGUCGUCCGACAUGGACGAGCCGCAGCCGCCGCUGACCCCCGACGUCGACUACUACUCUGGCUUCCCCAUUAGCGACUCGGAGCAGAGGUCAUACGAAGGUGUUCUCUACAAGCGAGGUGCCCUUCUGAAGGGCUGGAAGGCGCGCUGGUUUGUGCUGGACAAAACGAAACACCAGCUGCGCUACUACGACACGGCGGACGACCAGCACUGUAGGGGCGAGAUCGACCUGGGGGACGUGGAGUCCGUGACUCCGGCCACUGCCACCCUGGGAGCCCCCAAGAACAUGGAGGACAAGGCCUUCUUCGACGUGCGCACGACGAAGCGCGUGUACAACUUCUGCGCCCAGGAUGCCGCGUCGGCGCAGCAGUGGAGCGACCACAUCCAGGGCUGCCUCUCGGACGCGUGACCUUCCCCCCACCCACCUCACCAAGCCGAGCUCCUCCCUCGCGUCCCUAGCGAGGAACCCCCGUGGUAAUUAACGAGCCGGUGAAACCGCUCUCCGUGCUGCAGGCCCAGCGUGGCCCAGAGCGCGAGAGGACGGGCAGUCGGUGUCACGGUGACUUCUGACUUUUAAGAACGCUUACAUUUAUUUUCACACUCUGCCUCCCCGUGUCCACUGCCGUCCGUCCUUCGCCUGUGAAUGAGACGGGCGGGUGACACGAGUGCAGAAAUGAUCGUCAGGCUGAUGUUCGUUUUGCGAAUGGGCACGGGAAGCGACCCGUUCGCUGGCGCUUUUCAGGUGUAACAAAAAUGUGACACAAUUUGCACGUGUUCACGCUAGCCUCAAUCCCACACAACUGGAUCAAAAGCCACGAUCAGCCUCAAGCUUCCCUCCACCGACAUCCGCGUAAGACAACGCCAGGUUGAGUCGGCGAAUCGGUGGGCAGGAAACUAAAAGACGAGUGUCAUUUUAUUUUUCCAACACGCGUUUGAUUUUUCCUAGAAACGAUGAUAAAAAAAAACUGCUGUUUUCGCAGGCAUAACAAUUUUUUUUUUCGCUCGUGUUGAAAACUUUGAAUGUUUUGUUGAAAAUGCAUGUAAGAUGUAGGUGCUAGAUGGUGCACGAAUACCCCCACACAUUAGCCGACAGUGCAGAUUAGGCUUUUUUUACCGCAAUUGCUAUUAAUCUAUAAGGCACACAUUUAAAUAUGACGGUUGCAUCGUUCCUGAUGUUUUUCUCCCGAGGCCAAAUUUUCAAGUUUCACAAAGACAUAUCGGCUGUCCUUAAAUUCAGUGCAGUUUACCUUUUAACGAGGACAAAUUAAACUUUAACUUAAUGAGAAGUAUCUUUUUAGCAUACAUUUACUACAAUUGUGUAGCAUUUGAAAAAGUGGUGGGUUCUUUUAGACACACGUACUUAUUACUGAAGUUUGCAUUAAACUGACUUUGCACUGAUUCUUACUUUUGGAUGUUUAUUUUAGGUGAGAUUGAUGAAGUUACAGUGCAUUGUACAUUUCAGCUUAGCAGCCUCUGCAUCUUGUGUGUAGAUUUUAUCGUGUAUAUAUUACGUGAAAUGUACACGUCAAGCGGGUGGCCGUGUGUACGUUUGCGAACCGGGAAUUCAAAGCGUAGCACAUUCGCACAAGACUUGCGGUUCACGAUCUUACAUUAGGAUUUUUUUUGGGUGUUCAUAUUCCCCCCUCUCAGUACAGUUUUGGGUACUUAUACGUUCGCAGUUCUAACCUAGUGGGAGAAAUUCCACAUUCUCGUUCCACGACUCGGUAUUUUGGUAUUCGGUUUAGUUGAACGUUAACUCACAAACUUGGUAUUGUGAGUCACACACACAGUCCGCCGCCACCCCACGGUCGAGGUGUAUCAUUGCCGACUGCGUGCGGUGGUAAGUUACGAAAGAGUGCUAUUAUGGUAGUUCGAAGUAGUAGCAACGUUGUUCACAAAUGUCAACAUUUCAAUUUAUUGGACCACAUUGCGAAAAGCUACAUUUGUAAGUUUGUACGCAUGUGGAACAAUACGUUGUUCACAAAUGUCAACAUUUCAAUUUAUUGGACCACAUUGCGAAAAGCUACAUUUGUAAGUUUGUACGCAUGUGAAACAGUACAGUACAUUGGUGUCAAAAUAAGAUGUUGCCCUCCCAAAAAAAAGUCCACAAUUAUUUAUAAAUAAAAAGUUUAAAUAGUCUCGGAUAUAUAUGGUGAGUCAUAUGUUACUUCCCAAACUUGGCUCUGGUUUAAAUGUUUCUAUUCUGGACAAGCAAUUUAUGUCUCAUGCCAUAUAUAACUUUUUUAUUUGUAGUAGAUUAUCAAACACCAAAUUUCAAUGCGCUUCUGUUGUGUUAUUCAUUUACAACAAAGCUGUACUGGAAUCGGGUUUAAGGGAGGGAUUUUUUUUUACUUGAUGCUCAUCGAUUUCAGUUCUCAGGCAUAACUGCAGUCCAGCUUUCAUAUGAAACAUGGAUGAUACCACCCAUACUCGCUCAUGAGCAGCAGUUGGCAGGCUCAGUGAUGUGGCUGGGUGUAUAAAUUGUCAAAUAAAAUCGUGUUAGAACAAUUAUCCAGCAUUGCAGAGAACCUGGGUUCAAGUCCGAGUUUCAGCCAUAUGCGAUUAAAUCAGGUACCCUUGUGCAGCAGUGAGGCGGCAGCCUCAGACCAGUCAACAAUUACUGCAGUGGAAACAUCUUUGAAUCGUUUUUUUUCUCACUUAAUUUGGUUUAAAAAAAUCCUGUUUGGAGAAUCAACAAAUGAAUCUGAAGUUUGAUUGCCAUGAAAAUGAUCAGCUACAAAUAGAAGGGGGCAUGAAAAAGUGUGCCCCGAGUGUGUGAGUGAGAGGUCACUUUGAAGGGAUCCCAGAAGUGCUUCAGUGGUAUCACUUUCCACAGGCCUGCUCACAAUUGUUUUACUUAUUUCAGCAUUUAAACUGAGGUCGGAUUGCCAUACCAUCAGCACUCUUUGCAGGGCAUGUUAAGGGAUGCGGCACCUAGUGCGGAUAAGAAGUUUCGUGAAGUGGCUCCAAAAAAAGUCCCCGUAAAAUCAUCUUCUGGGGCCAUUAUCUGGUAGUCACUAACGUUACACCGCUCGCUCGCUCGUCCGUGAGAGUCCUGAAAAAGGAAUUUUCUUCAUCUCGCCCCAUGAGCCAAGAGCAUAAUUGAAAUAACAUUGCAGAUGAAUAGAAUUUAUUUUAUAUAAACAAUUGACAGGGCCACAAUAAAUACACACGUUUCAAGUACCCACAUUUUUGCAAAGCGCAGCAGUAGCUUUUACGCUUGUGCACCCCAAGUAUGAAUUCUGACUGGGCUUUUUGUAAGCUACUUAUAAUAAGUAAAAGAAAGACAGCGCAAUUGACACAGGGUUUGGGCGAUCGCCCAUUGCAGACAUGUGAUGAAAUGCCUCGGUCUCUCGUGGACAGCGACUGGGCACGCUUUGCGUUCUUGUGUAACGGUGGUUGUGUUUGAGCAACUUUGGUGGGAGCCCGUUGGUUGUUUAGAUCACAAUGGAAGCCGUUGUAUUUUCUCAGUUGUAUUUAAACGUUUGCAUGCUCGUUUUAUGGCUGACGUGUUUUUUAAAUGUAACGGUAAAUUAGCUAAAUAAUCGCAGUGCAUUUUAAUUAAAUAAAGAUAGCCAUUGCACAAGUGAACAUUUCAAAUGUGCAUUUAAAAACUAUAGUAAGAAUAGCAUUUAAAUGAUUUAGUAUUAAAAUUAAAUUAUUACAUUUGUUUUUACCUUCAAGCAAUGUGUUGCUCAACCGGAUCAGUGAUAACGGUAAUAACAGUACAACAGCUUGACUGCGGAGUUUUUUUUCUUCGCGAUUGUGCUAUCUAAGCUCUCCGAUGGCAUUUUCGGCUUGUACCGUGUGUUAUUCGGCACGAUAUCGGACGUUCCUGACGAAGCUCCCAGCACGCGGAACGAAACGUCGGGACAUCUUGCCGAACAUAACUCACGUGCGGGUGCACGACCCAAUAAACAUGUCAGAGAGAGUAAACGCAGCUUUGGGAAAACGACGCCCCAAAUAGAUUACCCCGCGUAAAAAUUACAUAAACCACGCAUCGUCUUUUCUAACGAGCCCUUAAACUGCACACAGCGGGGAGACCAUAUUUAGCCGAUUCGGAGUGAUUGUGACAUAGCAGCAUUGUGUGCCUUUUAUCAGUUCACCAGACCAAAGCGGGGCUUUGUUUAUAGAGACUCUAGACUCUGUGAACGCACUUUCACACAAGGGGUGACUCUUAUUCUUGAAAUGGUGGCCUGCGUGUUUCUGUUCGAAUGGAAGAGCUAUCGUCGCAGCACUCAUUUCUGCUGUUGGUCCCCAGUCGGCAGUGGGAAUUCCACAUUUCAAUGCAAGGGGCGGGCCCGUUUAUCCAUGGGAUUACCACAAUUGACUGACUGCCCACAAAGUCGUCCUCAUAUUAUCGUCCCUGGAAGGAUCAUGUGUUCAGCUGAUUCCGCGUCAGGUUUGAACUUGCAAAAUUCCGAUGGUGAGUUUAGCGCUCGGACCACAGCAAACACCCGGCCAUUUAUAAUCAUGGCUUCUAUCUCACCAGGAACAACACCAUGCUGGGUCUGGGUCUCCAGUCUGUAUAUGUUUCGCAUGUGAGAGGAAACCAAAGUUCCCAGAGAAAAAUAAUCCAAAUAGAUAGGUCAGAAACACACUUUGUGUCCAGCCCACAGUUUGCACCGCUGGUAGAAGAAAAGCACUGCCUUGUGUGAAACAGCAUUUGAAUACCGUGCAUCUUGACGUAAAAUACUCAGCUCGGCAUAGCAAUGCCAACUUGUAUUGAGACGAAUGCACAAGUGCUUGUACCAUGAUUAACACCUGUGAUCGUUUAAUAUGCUCGAGUUGUACCCGCGUGUUGUUCGACGCGAUGUCUGACGUUUCACUCCACUUGCCGAGAACUGCCGAAUCAGUUCUAGGUGUUGGGAUCUUCUUAUUCAGCUCCUGAUUAAGCUCCCAGCACUUGGGGGCAAAACGUUUGACAUUGUUCCGAACGACACGCGGUAACAACCACACAGAUCGGAAAUCUUCAUUCACUCCAUCAGCUGUAAAUAUGUAUCUGCUUAGGAUUCUGGGUAUUGGAGCAUUUGCGGCUAUCACUCGUGAACAUUGAUAAAGAAGGGAGAGGUAUUCUUCAUUCUUUGAUAGACAAAAGAAGGCCGGUUUUUAUUGUUGGUGGACGAAUUGGAGGUGUAUCGAUAUCACUUUAUGCAUAUGAAGGUUUGUCGCUGUGAUUAACGUGAUGGAUAUUGUGAAGGUAUAUUUAACGUAGUUGCUGUAUGUUCAUCUCAUUUUGAAAAAUUUACUUUUUUUGUUGUUUUACAAUUUUUGGGGUUUAAAUAUAUUUAGACAGCCAUUGUUUACAAAUUUAAAAUGUGUGCUUAUUUAUUUUGUAUUUCAGUCAUGUUUUUUUUUUAUUGUUCGUGGAGCAGAGAAAGUCAUUAAACACAAAACUGUUACAAUUUCAGAAACUGUAUUCCUGAUCAAAUGUUAUAACCAUGAUAGACACAGCCAUGUGAGAUAACGAUGGAAAACAUCUCAUUACUUGUCGCUGUCUAAAAUCCUUACUGAGAGCCUCGAUAAUUUUUUUUUCCCUCUCUGAAAUUAUUGGCCAAUGUCCUCAUGAUUAUAAUUCCACGGUGUUGGGUGGAAGCCCAGAGGUCUUGAGAUAGCCACACUUACGAGGAGGGAGCAAACACUCGGCAAAGCCACGCAGUUCGAAUAGAAAACCUAUUUGCUGUACCCCUUCCUUGUUCCCAGCAGAUGGGUGUAUUGUGCACAAGAUCCUAACAUGGUCCACCAAAAACCCACUUUUAGAUCACUUGAAUUAUAGAAUUGUGCUAUCACACCUGAUCGGUUUCAGUAACCACGAUGUCUCUGAAGGAGCUAUUUCACUAUUGGUAGUAUUACGAGUAAAUACAAAUAGAGUUUUGUAUCGCAUUUACACGAGUGUAGUCUGUAUUCUGUUUGUCCACGUUACACCGAGUUGUUCAACCACACGCGUUAAUGUCCUCUUUUGUCACAUUUUUAUUAAAGUAAGAAUUAACGGCUCUGAUUUUUUUAAAUGUUUUUUUUUUAAUGGCGUGCUGUACAGUACAACGCUGCUUGAUGGAACGCAAAUAUUAACACCGCUGUUCAGAACCCUGCUCGUCUGAACACUGCUAAUUUUCACAACGCUACUCCGGACAAUAAUUGUCCGACCCUGUGCUCUGAACAAUGCCGAUCUCGUAACACCAACGUUCUGAACGAUGGCUCAUCUGAACAACUUUAAUCGGAACAACUUUCACCGGAACAACUGUGAAGGUCAUAUAGCUCUCCAAUGUGCUUUUGGGUUCCCUACGUUGUUUGUUCGCCAUGAUGUCCCAACAUUUCACUCCACGUGCUGGGAUCUUGCAAAACUGAAUAUUUAGUGAAUAUUCAGUCUCUGUAAAAAAUAUUAAAUAAAUAUUCCAUUCCUGAAGAAGGUCCCAGCAUGUGGAACGAAACGUCGGGCAUCAGGUCAACAAACAACACACGGAACAUCCCGGAAACCCUUGGGGAAGCUUUUCUGAACACCAGUAAUCUGAAGAGUAAUAUUGUGAAUGAUGCUCGUGAUAGCACUGCUAAUAAGCUCAACUCUAUUCUGAACAACGUUAAUCUAAAUCCUAUCAAUCUGAACAAUGCUUACCUAAAUACGGUUAAUCUGAAUUGCACAAAGCUUGCCCCUGUAAAUUCUACGGGCAUGCCGCUGGGUUAGGUGCAUGGUAUGUGUGCAAUUUUGUCGAAGUAUUUUGCAGUGGAGGGUAACUUCUCACCACAAGAAAAGCCUAGGCCGGGAAGUGUUCAGUGCCAACUUGCCAAAUUGAUGGCGUUGUACUGCACAACGUCAACCAAAUACAUUAUGAAAGUCAAAAUGUCAACUUGCGCAUGUACGUGUGAAAUGAGUCGAUUCUGUUUAAAUGCAUGUGCUGUUAUUGUCUCUGUAAUCCAACAUCAUCUGUCAGUCUGGCCAAAUGUAUUUGGAAUCAGUUUCCAAAUAAGAUGGCAGGUGGCUUUGUCCCGGUUUGCAAAAAUACAUACUGUAUAUGAAACGAACAAAAGCAUAACUUUACUUGUGCUAUUGGUUGAACACUCUGUUACAUUUACCGUGAAUAUUUACUGUCAAUUUCGAGGUUAUUAAUACAUCCGUAGAAUAUGUUUUGUCAUUGUGAUAUAUUCUCGCCCUUAUAAAAUAGUUUGUCUUGAUGAUUUCACACCGUGUUAUAAAUAAUGUCCGUGGAUGUAUCUGUAUCGUGUCUGAUGCUGUGGUUAGAAUGCUCGCCUUGCGAGUUUAUGCUGGUCGGUGGUUGACUCAACCCCAUCAUUCCUCUGGAUUUAAUACAAGUAAGUAUCGCUUAGUGGGAAGUCAGGAAUGGCUGUCUUAUAGACAUUGAGCCCCCACCAUGCUAAUGUGGAAUUUCCACUGCUGGCCUAGGGCCAUUACUGGUGUUGAAUGCCACCCCCAUUGCUUGUUUGAGCAUGGACAAGCUUGCUUUUUUUGGUUCUGUGAAUUCUUAAAAUCCCCUGGUUUCCUGGCCAAAACUGGAAGUCUUUAUUCACGGCAAGUGUCACUUCCCAGAAUAAUCUUGAGUUGGCUAAAUUUGAAAACAUGCAAUGCAUUUUGUAAUGGUCGCAGGUCAAAUGACAUCUUUGGAUAGCGGUGCUUUGAAGCAUUGGCACGGUCACAAGGUGGCAAGCCGCCAACUGAAACCUUGGCCAGUGUUUACAAAGUCGCUUAUUGAAUUUCCAAUUAUAAGUAGGAGAAGUAGCAUAUGUGAGAAGAAAAAAACCCAAAUCCCCAUAGUUACAGCCAACGACCUAAAUUCUUAGAUCUCCAAUGCGUUUUUGGGUUGUUUCCGCAUGUUGCUGGGCACGAUGUCCGAUGAUUUUAUCCACGUGCUGGCAACUUCUUUAGGAACUGAAGCUCCCUGACACCGUGGAGUCAAACGCAUCGCGAAACACAUCAGAGUUAUGCAGCACAACUGCGACAACCUACUUGGUAGUACAAUUCAUAUUUCUUCUAAAUAUAUAUACAUCAGGUGUAAAUAUAUUGUCCUGGUCUUGAUAAAGAUUGGGUUCUUUUAGAUAUGUUUUUAUCCAUUUAAUUGCUUUUCUAUCUGGUUUGUUUUGCUCAAACUGCACUUUGUGGAGCAAAAAUCACAUUAGAAUCUCAGUGACUGGCAGUGUUGUUGAUUGUGCCCUGUAGUAGCUAAGAGAUCGAAAGCAUGUUUGCCGUUACCGGUGUCGCGGAGAGACCACGUCACAUGUUUCAUUUACCCUUUGCUAUUUUUGUCCAGUUUAAAAUUAUUUUUACUGUAAUGUUUACAUGUUUGUAAUGGUUGCUAUGGAAUGCAUUUUUUCGAGACUUGUGAAGGUUCAAACGAGUUCAAACGAGUUCCGUACGUGAAGCAGCUUUGUAUUAACAGGUGUACAAAAUAAAAUGGUAUCGUUGGUAUUGUA
Messenger RNA from Lethenteron reissneri (Far Eastern brook lamprey), 13897 nucleotides. Its product is annotated as myotubularin-related protein 5-like. The record is from RefSeq and is a predicted model, not a curated record. Gene Ontology annotation, molecular function: guanyl-nucleotide exchange factor activity. Gene Ontology annotation, cellular component: cytoplasm; membrane. Lineage: Eukaryota; Metazoa; Chordata; Hyperoartia; Petromyzontiformes; Petromyzontidae.